This is a messenger RNA of Aspergillus niger, 330 nucleotides long. RefSeq lists its product as hypothetical. The record is from RefSeq and is a predicted model, not a curated record. The transcript is spliced from 5 exons. Bases 1 to 330 code for a protein of 109 amino acids. Lineage: Eukaryota; Fungi; Ascomycota; Eurotiomycetes; Eurotiales; Aspergillaceae.
AUGGACAUCAAGGCCGACGGGCUCUAUACGAGGGGGCACUCGUACAGAGUAGAAUCAAUGCCCAGCUCAAGACACGGUCGCAGGGUACAGCCGCUGCAGGGUCUACUGAAGGCCAUGCAAACAUGCUAUCUCAUGAUGACGGUUGUUCACAGCACGGCCGCCUUACCAUGGAAUUUUUCGGACAAGACCAAGGGCUCAUGUCGACAACUGCGUGCAGAGCAAACACAGGUAGAAUCGUCCACAGGACACGAGGUCAAUCAGCUGAUCAACAUAGAUCACGAUGGGAAUACAAGACAUAGUCUAACAGAUGGGUGGGUUUCCCGGAUAUAG